AAAGAUCAGACAAAGGCAGCAGGAAGCCCCUUGGCUUGGCAAUGCGUGCGAGCGGAGCGCAAAAGCAAACUGAAACCUCUCGUUUUUCCACGAUUGCGAUAGGAAGAGACGCUGGAACCGGCGCGGAAUUAUUUUCUGUAUUAAUGUGAUUGUACAAGGUCUUCUUCUCCUUUCUUUUUUUUUCUUUUCGAAAAUGUACGACCGUUUGGAUCCCCGGGGAGAACGCGAAGGGCUAUCACAAGACAAAGUGGGUAGCGCUGUCUGAUCGCUCGCUAUUUCUCCCCCUUUGGUUGAGGAUUGUAUUGGAACUAGCUUUUUUUGGGGGGCUUUUUUUUUUUCCUCUCUCCCGUUUUGAAUCCUACUGCGCAACCCAGACGGAUCACGUGGGACGUGGAGUUGAUCGAUUUGCACAAAUUAUAUGUACGGAGAAAAAAAAAAGAACCGAGAAAGGUGACUAAAGAGGGGGAAAAAAGGGAGAGACGUUUGAUCGGAUUACAAAAGAUCGCAAAACUCGGAAGAAAACACAAGAGGGCUGGAUUAACCGAAAUACAGAUCUCUCUUUUUUUAUGCAGGUCUAAAAUGGAGACGCACAUUUCGUGCCUCUUCCCGGAAAUUUUAGCCAUGAUUUUCAGCUACUUGGAUGUUAGGGACAAAGGUAGGGUAGCCCAAGUCUGCACGGCUUGGAGAGACGCUUCAUACCACAAGUCGGUCUGGAGGGGAGUUGAAGCUAAGUUGCAUUUAAGGAGGGCCAACCCGUCUCUCUUCCCCAGUCUGCAGGCCAGGGGGAUCAGGAGAGUGCAGAUCCUCAGCCUGAGGCGCAGCCUGAGCUACGUGAUCCAGGGGAUGCCAAAUAUCGAGAGCCUGAACCUCAGCGGCUGCUACAACUUAACCGAUAACGGCCUGGGCCACGCUUUCGUGCAGGAAAUACCGUCGCUGAGGGUCCUCAACCUCAGCCUCUGCAAGCAGAUCACGGACUCCAGCCUGGGCAGGAUCGCCCAGUAUCUCAAAAACCUCGAGGUCUUGGAACUUGGCGGCUGCAGCAACAUCACCAACACGGGCUUGUUGCUCAUCGCCUGGGGCUUGCACCGGCUCAAGAGCCUCAACCUGCGCAGCUGCAGGCAUGUCUCGGACGUGGGCAUCGGCCACCUGGCCGGCAUGACGCGGAGCGCGGCGGAGGGCUGCCUCAGCCUGGAGUACCUGACCUUACAGGACUGCCAGAAGUUGACGGACCUGUCGCUCAAGCACAUCUCGAAGGGCCUGGCCAAGCUCAAGGUGCUCAACCUGAGCUUCUGCGGGGGGAUUUCGGACGCCGGCAUGAUCCAUCUGUCCCACAUGACCAGCCUUUGGAGCCUUAACCUGAGGUCCUGCGAUAACAUCAGUGACACUGGCAUCAUGCAUCUGGCGAUGGGCACUCUGAGGCUGUCAGGACUGGACGUGUCCUUCUGCGACAAGAUCGGCGACCAGAGCCUGGCGUAUAUCGCCCAGGGUCUGUACCAGCUCAAAUCUCUGUCUCUGUGCUCCUGUCACAUCAGUGACGAUGGUAUCAACAGGAUGGUGAGGCAGAUGCACGAACUAAGGACCCUAAACAUCGGCCAGUGCGUGCGGAUUACAGACAAAGGACUGGAGCUCAUUGCCGAUCAUUUAACUCAGCUGACUGGAAUAGAUCUCUAUGGAUGUACAAAAAUUACUAAAAGGGGACUGGAAAGGAUCACGCAGCUCCCUUGCCUUAAAGUUUUAAACCUGGGGCUUUGGCAGAUGACCGAAAGUGAGAAAGUGAGGUGAAACUUGGGAGAUUUUAGUGGGAAAGGGGAAGGGGGAGGAGGGGGUGUAGGUGGGGGGGAUUUUUUUCAGCAUUAAAAUAUAAUUAUCAUGUUUGCUGGACUUCGUGGGAAGCGUUAAACAUUUUAACUACAUAUUAAAACGACAAAACUGUGACAUUUUAAUUCCGAAAAAAAAAAUCUAAAUGUGAUUUCAUUUCCCUAUGCCUGUAAUGUAUCACCUAAAUGCCAUUUCUUUUUAAAUUACGGUAACUCAUUGUUUUUUUUUAAGAAAAACUUUUAAAAAACAUUUCGAAUAUUUAAAGCAAGUCACGACGUUUUGUUUACUUCAUUUUUUUUCUCCAAAUGUAUCAAGUCUGAAAACAUUUUGGCUACCUCGUUUAUUUUUUAUAAGCCUGGGAUUUCUUUUUAAAUAGAAACGGAGACUGACAAAUUGUGCCUAGAAGAGAAAAACCCCUCCCCCACAUCGUCUUUUUCCACAGAAACGCAAAAAGAAUGGGUUUUAUUUAGCUACCUACUUUUGUUAGUCUCAUUCGGAUGGUUAGCAGAAGUAAAAAUUAUGUUUCGAAGCACAGCCUGCUUUAUUCAGAUUAAAACAAUUUAUGCAAAGACGUAAAAAAUGAUUUUGGAUACGAAAGCCUCCGUUUUUUUUUGUUUUAGCACAACAGGCCUCGAAGCCUUUAAUUCAUGCUUUGAAUGAUAAGGGUCUCUUUAUCUUAUUUGUUAUGCUUGUAUAAGCAGGUUUUUAAAUUUAAAGCUGUAAUUCAGAGCAUCAUACUUCAAAUUGAAGUGAUUUCUUUAAAAUACCCUUUUUAAAUCAAUUGUUUCUUGUUCACUGAGUGCUUGCACUUGAAUAAGAAAAACGGGCUGGUUUAACUCCCCCUUACUACAAAAAAGCCGGCUUCAUUAUUGUGAAUACAUCCAGUUGUGUUUUGUUUAAAGCAAAAUGGGGAGAUUGGAGGGUGAGAUAAAAUAUGAAAUAAUUGAUAUUUUUUUAGGGUAACAAGCGAAUGCGUGUCAGGCCUAUGUAACUUGAUGUUUUGACCUGCAACAUCUUUUUGAGUCCUGCUGAGAAGCUACUGUAUUGAAUUGUACUGUAUGUGAAUUUGUAAAAAAAAAUCAAAAAAGCAAAGAGAAAAAAAUCACAAAAUU
Molecule: messenger RNA, 2930 nt
Organism: Lepisosteus oculatus (spotted gar)
Lineage: Eukaryota; Metazoa; Chordata; Actinopteri; Semionotiformes; Lepisosteidae
Gene: fbxl14b
Product: F-box and leucine-rich repeat protein 14b
Biological process (GO): SCF-dependent proteasomal ubiquitin-dependent protein catabolic process
Cellular component (GO): SCF ubiquitin ligase complex
Molecular function (GO): protein binding
Source: RefSeq, a predicted model, not a curated record